UGAGGCCGUGAUGAUCACAAAAAAGCAAGUCAAAAAUCAAAUGCAUUGUUGUUGUUUAUUCAGAUGAGUGAAGCAGAGGUUAAUGGGCAAUUUGAAUCGGUGUGUGAAUCAGUGUUUAGUGAAGUUGAAGCUCAGGCAAUGGAUGCCCUUGACCUCCCUGGAUGUUUCCGAACAAGAAGCCACAGUUACUUGCGUGCCAUUCAGGCAGGCUAUUCCCAAGAUGAUGAAUGUAUACCUGCGAUGGCAUCUUCCAACAUCACCUCAACUAUCAGGUCAACCACAGCUGUAACUUACACAAGUUACAAAAAAACCCCACCGGUACCCCCGCGUACCACAUCCAAGCCACUGAUCUCAGUGACGGCCCAGAGCAGCACAGAGUCCACCCAGGAUGCAUACCACGACAGCCGGGCCCAGCGGAUGUCCCCGUGGCCCCAGGAUGGGCGAGGGAUGUACAACUCCACAGACAGCUUGGACAGCAACAAGGCCAUGAACCUCGCCUUGGAGACUGCAGCUGCCCAGCGCCACGUGUCGGAGAGUGCCUCCAUCCGAACCAGUGACAAGGCCAUCCUGGUGACUAAGGCAGAGGAGUUCCUCAAGAGCCGGCGUUCCUCCAUAGGGAUUCAGGUGGAAACAGCAACCGAUUCAGAUACUGAGAGCAGAGGCCUGCGGGAAUACCACUCAGUUGGAAUACAAGUGGAAGAUGAAAAACGACAUGGACGAUUUAAGCGCUCAAACAGCGUGACAGCAGCUGUCCAGGCUGACCUGGAGCUGGAGGGCUUCCCAGGACACAUCACCAUGGAGGACAAGGGACUUCAGUUUGGCUCAUCCUUCCAGCAGCACUCGGAGCCCAGCACCCCCACCCAAUACAGCGCAGUGAGAACUGUACGGACGCAGGGACUGUUCAGUUACAGAGAAGAUUACAGGACCCCAGUUGACACCUCAAACCUUCCACCACCAGAGCCCUGGCUGGAGCCAGCCAUUGAGACAGUAGAGACUGGUCGGAUGUCUCCUUGUCGACGGGACGGUUCUUGGUUUAUGAAGUUGCUACAUACUGAAACUAAGAGAAUGGAGGGAUGGUGUAAGGAAAUGGAAAGAGAAGCAGAAGAAAACGAUCUUUCUGAGGAAAUCCUAGGCAAGAUCCGAAGUGCUGUUGGAAGUGCUCAGCUCCUCAUGUCUCAGAAAUUCCAGCAGUUUUAUUGGCUCUGUCAGCAAAAUCUGGACCCGAGUGCCAUGCCAAGACCAACUUCCCAGGACCUGGCAGGUUUCUGGGACUUAUUGCAGCUCUCAAUUGAAGAUGUCAGCAUGAAGUUUGAUGAACUGCACCAGUUGAAACUCAAUGAAUGGAAAAUAAUAGAAUCACCUGAAAGGAAGGAAGAAAGAAAGGUUCCUCCUCCUGUACCAAAGAAGCCCCCAAAAGGAAAAUUCCCCAUCACAAGAGAAAAAUCUCUGGACCUACCCGACAGGCAGCGACAAGAAGCCAGAAGGCGGCUCAUGGCUGCUAAGAGAGCAGCCUCUUUCCGGCAGAAUUCAGCCACAGAGCGCGCAGACAGCAUCGAGAUAUACAUCCCAGAGGCUCAAACCCGGCUUUAAAGACAGAAUGCUGCAGAGUUCCUUUUUUAGACAAAAUGCUUGUACAGUUUGUCACUUAUCUGGUAAUUUUUGUCUCAUUCUCUCCAUAAAUAUGCCCUUGCUGUUGUGUUCUUUGUGCCAUAAGCACAGUGGAAUGCUUUUGAUUUUCUCAGAAUUUGCUGAGCUCACCGCAAGAACGACUUCUUUUGUAUUUAUUGUCUGACUUACAAUCAGCUACAAUGGAUAGGGCUUGUUGAGACCUGACUUAUCCAGUAUAUUCUCAGAGGACAACAAGAAACACCUCUUGAGAUGGAACCCAGCUUACUUUUUUGUUAUUUAUAUUUUUAUAAAAUGUGUGAUAAUUAGGGAUAAGAAUAACAAACUAUCAAUGGGUGCAUCUCACCAUUCACUAGAGGCAUUAGCUAAUCCAAGUAGAAGGUGCUACAAACGUAAAGAGCAGGAAAGAAAGAACCCAUUUAUCUCUCUGACCUCCAGUUUCUUUUCCCAGAACCCAGCUAAAAUAUUUACCCAUGUGCUCUACCACUCUUCUCAUCUUUGUUACCGCAGAAUAAUAUUAGGCCUCUCAUGUCAUGUCACGUUUCUGGAGAUGAACAGGGAUAUCCAGCUACUAAAACUCCAAAGUUCAUCAGAAACCAAGAAGCAUACAAGUCUGGUGGAGUUGGGAAUGCCCACUGAGAAACGUUUGCUGUUAGCAGUAUAACGACACUCUGAAACCUAAGCAAAAUUAUAAUGCAAGAGGACUUGAGUGAUGGGUGAAAGGAAAACGGAAGCCUUAAAAAGUUAGAUCUUCUGUAGCAAGAUGUGUAAAGAAAAAGUUAUACUUACUCCUUUGGAACACUCAUCGCAUUUUUAACAGUUCUUUUAUGUGUUAACGUUUAUUUUAUGAUCCUCUCUUUUAUUUCAAGAGCUGCGCUACAUGUAAUACUUCAAACUCUCAAAAUGUUCUAUCAAUUGAGUUUCCAGGGUAUCCUUGAGAAAAAAAAAAUCUUGCUUGUUUAAAAUGCCAGUUGUGAUGUUGUAAACAGUUUAAGAAAUAUGAAUGUGAGUGGUGAGUAAAUCUAAGUUUAAAUGGUUAUGUUAAGGUAAAGGUGAACUGUGGUUUACAGUUGUAUUUUUUUAGAACUAUUUUUCUAUGCAGUAUCAGUUACGGCAAGAAAAAGCUUCUUGCUUGCUUCACAUGUAACAAACACGAUUCAAGAGGUAAUUGAUUUCCAGCCAUGGAAUAUAAGGAAAAUAACAUAUUUUCAAGCCUCUCGCUAUUAUUAGAGAAGUGGUGACUACCACAAUCCAGAGGCUUUGGUUUAAAAUAAACUAAAAUAGAAAUAUUCCACUUCACCUACCUUCCAGAGCCACCCGAGCAACCCAGCACUUAGAAGUCUUCAGGUGAAGACGCAAUAAGAUAUGUAACCCAGAGACUCCGACUGCAAGGUUUGAAAGCUCCUCUGUACUACUUUAGGUCAAAACAGUGUUAACACACCGAGACAGACAGCCGCAUCUACCACAUUUCCUGUUUACCUGCUUUAACAAAUGCAAUGUAUUUAAUGUAUUUAGCCAUAGGCAGAACAGCUAUUAAAUUAUACUCUAGCACUUUGGUUCUUCACCCGAUGAGCACUUUAAAUCCACGUCCCACACACCCUGCAGCCUGACAGAUGACUGAAAACGUGAAUUAUCAUAGGUUAUGCAGACCUGACAUUGCUUCUAAUCUGUUUUGCUUUGGUUCUAUUUAUUUCUUUUCCUUUUCCUUCGUUGUUUUCCUACAGUGUGUAGUAUGAAGCAUGAGUUCUGUCUUUGGAGCACAGCUGAUAAAGCGUGGUUAGCUUCAAGAUGGGAAUCUUUAGAGAUGAGGUUUUGAGAUGUUUCUGUGAGGAGAAAGCCCUGUAAAUCGAGCCUGAUAUCUGGUAUAUACUUUACCAAAUAGCCUUAAACUAUGUUUGGAAGCAAAAACCAAGACGAAUGUAUAUCCCUCAAAAAAUAGAAAAAAAAAGAAAAAAAAAAAAAAGAAAAAAAAAAAAAGAAAAAAAUCCCUGAAAUAUUCUUUAUCUAUAGAUAAAAACAUUAUCUUUCCCAUCCUUCAUGUUUUCAAGGCAUUUUCUAUUAAGGAAAGAGCUGAAUUCUGGGUAAGGUACAAUAUCAAUGCUAAUUCCUAUAUUUGUUUUACUAUUUUAAAUACAAAUGUACUUGCAGACAUUGGCAUCUUUAGUGUUGAAAACUAAUAUAUUAUUUAAUGUGGAGCUGCUGAUUAGAAAUAUCCACAUAAAACUAGAGCCUUUCCUAGAUUAAGGAAAUUUAAAAUAGGCAUACACACUUAUAUAUAUAUAUACAUCUAUAGCUGCUGUAUACAUAUAUGGCAGCUGAUACAUUUUCUCUGAUUUCCCUUAUGCUUCACACAUGACUUACUUGCUUGAAAACCCCCCCUGCAGGGACAGGUCAUGCUAUUAAGACAAGUUAAAUCUGAUCCUGCUGGUAACUAGACCUUAUGGAGACAAAUGGUGAAAAAAAACCCACAAAGAUUAUAGAUUUAUUUAGAUCCCAGUUGACUUAAUAAUGCUGACUUGGAGCAGUCCAUGUAAGUUUUUAAUUGAGAAUCAUAUUUUGAUAAUUUUUAUAUGUUACCAUGAUAGUGGAUGUUCUCAGGCAAAACUAGGCCUGCAGAAAUGAUGCCAACCCUGUAUUUUACCAUAUUUCUCAUGCCAUUACAAGAAAAUGUUCAAUAUAAGUUUUGGAUACGUGUGAUUUCUUUUUGUUCCACCUUUGUUCUAAAAAAGAAGAAAGAAAGAGAAAAAAAAAAAGGAAUCAAAAUUAAAUUAGAUGCAAAUUAGAUGCUUACUGAAAGAUUUGAUAAUAUGUUAUCUGUGCAUGUUAUAUUUCAAAGUGCAAUAUAUUAAAUUCUUCUACAGGUAACAUUCUAUCAUUACAGGCAGAUAAGCCAUUUCUAUCUACAUACUGUACAUCCGGUUCAUUUAGAAAAAUAACAUUAUGCUUAUCAUACUUGUGUUGCAGAUAAAUCAAAUUGCUUCGGUCCCCAAUGUGAGAAACACCGCACGUGGUACCUUAACAUGAUCUUAACAGAUCAAUUGUAAUCUGACUCCCCAGCAUCAAAAUAAGAUUAGUUACAAAACCAGCAUAGGAGGAACAUAACUAAACACUAAGAGAGAAAGUAGAAUACUUUCUGUUAGUGGACAUCAUGGAGUACAUCUGCACAGAACAGCUGGAAAUAGCAUUUAAUUGAACACAUUAAUUGGACUAGUAUUUAUUUUCACUGAUUAAAAUUAUAGGAAGUCUCCAUUCAUUUCUUCAUUGCCUGUAAAACACAAGUAUAAUAAACAGAAUUGUGAGGAUUUAAAUAAAGAAAAACCUGACUGGUGAAAUUGUUGGUAUCUGCCAUACUUAUUUUUGCUUUGUACAUUUUUUUUCAGAUUUGAAAUUCUUUGUAAAUUGGUGAAGUAUAUUAUGGAGUGUUUUAUUAUUUCUUGUUGACCUGAUUGGAAUGGCCUUUGGCAGUGUGCAAAGACUAAUCAUGUUGUAUAGUUUAAUACCAAAAAAUUACAUUUUAAUUUAUGCUUAUACCUUGUCACUAUGUUAGACUUGAGAUAACCAGGAAGGAAUUAAAGCGUGCAUAGGAA
Meleagris gallopavo (turkey) is the source of this 5213-nucleotide messenger RNA. It is a transcript of the gene DLGAP2, whose product is annotated as DLG associated protein 2. NCBI's taxonomy places the organism in Eukaryota, Metazoa, Chordata, Aves, Galliformes, Phasianidae. The record is from RefSeq and is a predicted model, not a curated record. Gene Ontology annotation, cellular component: postsynaptic specialization; glutamatergic synapse. Gene Ontology annotation, molecular function: molecular adaptor activity. Gene Ontology annotation, biological process: signaling.